Cannabis sativa is the source of this 1228-nucleotide messenger RNA. RefSeq lists its product as uncharacterized. Bases 232 to 1014 code for a protein of 260 amino acids. The transcript is spliced from 5 exons. The record is from RefSeq and is a predicted model, not a curated record. NCBI's taxonomy places the organism in Eukaryota, Viridiplantae, Streptophyta, Magnoliopsida, Rosales, Cannabaceae.
AAGUGAGAAAAAUGUACCAAAGUUUGUAUAUUUAAAUAAUUGUUUUUUUUAGUAAUUAUUAAUAAUAAAAAAAUAACUUGGAGGAGAAGGAAAAAGGCAAGCGACCAGCGUUGGCCGUAAACUUAUAAAUAAAAAGUACACGUAACUAUAGGGAUCACCACUGAUCAAGGAGAACCCAAAUCAAGACAAAGUUGCCAUUGUCAACAGUCAAAAUUAGCUCAGAAAGCAAAGAUGAGUUUUCUCGCGGGAAGAUUAGCCGGGAAAGAAGGAGCUUACUUUUUCCAGGAAUCCAAACAGGCAGUGAGCCGUAUGGUGGCUAACAAGAAAGCGUCACCAUCGCCGCCUACUCAAUCUUCUUCUUCUUCUUCUUCAGCUCCGGUGACUGAGCGUGAAGACCUAGCCGACGCGCUUCCCGAGGUGUUGCGCCACUCUCUGCCGUCCAAGCUAUUUCAUCAGGAGACGUCUAAUUCAACGCCUUCCUUAUACUCUGCCUCCAAAUGGGAUAUUCCCUCUGACCCUAACGCUCGCCUUUCUAUCAAUGCCGAGGCUUUGAACCCACUCAGGUCUUACCUUUCUCUGCCUCAGGUCACCUUUGGCCCCAAAAGGUGGGAAUUGCCCGAAUCAAAUUUUGGGGUCUCGGCCUCAACAGCUAAUGAAUUGCGUCGAGACAAGCAUGUCCCUAUUAAUCCUGAGAAGGUGAAAGCUGCAGCUGAAGGGCUUCAACAAAUUGGAAAGGCUUUUGCUGCUGCUACCACUCUAGUGUUUGGUGGUGCCACUUUGAUGCUUGGGAUGGCAGUGUCCAAACUAGACUUGCAGAAUAGGGAAGAUAUCCGAACAAAGGGAAGAGACCUUGUUGACCCAAGUCUUGAGAUUCUUAAGGAGCAACUACUUCCCUUAAAAGAUUGGGCUGCUAACAUGUCGAAGAAAUGGCAUUUGGAAAGGACAGAAGAUGUAAAGGAGAAGCCUCUUAUAAAGCAACUUUCUAAAAUUUUGGGUGCUAAUCCAACAGAUUGAUUUCAGUGUACACUAGUAGUAACUAUUUUCAGUGUUUGAAUUAAAGGUGUAAAUAGCUAUGAGUGCUUAUAUUGAUGGCUAUGGGUCCAAGAAAAGUAAAGCAUUAUUCUAUGUCUGUUGCCUGCACAUGUUUUGAUGUACUAUAAUAAGAAGUAAUACUUGCUUGUUGAUUUGCUACUUUAACUAAUCUAAGUUUAUUGAUUGUGUUGUGAAA